CCAUCUCUUAACAUCUAUCCUAAUUGUGCAUCCCUCCCACCCACCAUGGGCACCGCCAUCUCCUGCAUCCAGGCCCUUCCCCCCCUCGACACCCUCCUCCAUCCCCCCCCCGAAACCUACGCCCAGCUCAUCAACAUCUUCCAAUACUUUCCCGCCAUAUCCCUAAUCCAAUGGCUCACCUCCUUCCACCCGGCAGGCAAAACCUCCCUCAAAUCCUCCCCCCUCAACCUCCCCGGCCGCUGGGCCUGGUUCACCAUGGAAAUCAUCUCCCCCCUAAACCUCCUCUACCUCCUCACCACCCUACCCCAAAAGUACUCCCUGCCCCCUCUUCCCCCCUUGAAUAAAUUUCUCGCGGCCCUGUUUGUCCUCCAUUACAUUAACCGCGCUAUCAUCUCUCCCUUCUUUGCCGCGCCGAGUAUGUCACCCAUUCAUGGGGGGAUUGUGCUGGCCGCGGGGGCGUUUAAUUGGUUUAAUUCGGCGUGUUUGGCGGGGUGGUUGGUGGGAUAUCCGCUUUCUUUGAAGGGUUUGGAUGGGAGUGGGACUGCCAUCACUGGAGGGGAUGGGGUGAUGAAGAUGAUAAUCGGUAAACUGGGACUGAUUCUCUUCAUCCUCGGCAUGGCAUGUAACAUCCACGCCGAACGGACUCUCUUCCGGCUGAGACGUGAAGAGGCGCUUCGGAGGUUGGAGAAGAACUCAUCCCCCUCCCCCUCGACCUCUACCUCUACACCCACCAUCAAAGAUACCACCCCCCAAAAUCAACAGAAAGACCAACAAGAAAACGAUAAUGGGAAUAGGGAAAGGAAUAUCUACCAUAAAAUCUACACCAUCCCCCCACCCACCGGACUCUUCACAUCCAUUCUCUACCCGCACUACGUCGCUGAAUGGAUCGAAUGGACUGGGUUUGCUUUAUUAGGCGCUUGCAUUUCCCCUACUUCACCCAUCCUCAACACACUUGGCUCCAGACCAACGCUCCAUCUCGCGCCGUGGCUCGUUCCCGCUGCGAAGCUCGCGUCGUGGGCUGGGGUCGGGUUCCCCGUGCCGGCGGUGGUGUUUGUCGUGAAUGCGGUGACGAAUAUGUUGCCGCAUGCGCGGUGGGGGAGGGUGUGGUAUGUGGAGAGGUUUGGGGAGAGGGUUCAGGGACGGGGGGCCGUGGUGCCGUUUGUUUCGUGGUUGUGAGUAUUAUUUUUCUUUCUUGGGAUUGGGGUGGGUUGGUUGGGUGGGUGAGAUUGGGAGUAUGUUUAUGCUUGGUGGUGGUGGUGAUGGUGUGAUGUGAUGGUCAGUUGAAUGGGUAUCUGGGGUAGGGGAGAUGCCACAUGAGGUUGGAUUAGGAAUGCCUGUAUGAUUAGUUACUGGGUCGGUAAUAUUGACAUGUUGUCGAGUUCAGAUAUUACACUUAUGAUCGCUACAGAC
Messenger RNA from Aspergillus ibericus CBS 121593, 1410 nucleotides. Its product is annotated as 3-oxo-5-alpha-steroid 4-dehydrogenase family protein. Gene Ontology annotation, biological process: lipid metabolic process. The transcript has 2 exons. Gene Ontology annotation, molecular function: oxidoreductase activity, acting on the CH-CH group of donors. The record is from RefSeq and is a predicted model, not a curated record. Lineage: Eukaryota; Fungi; Ascomycota; Eurotiomycetes; Eurotiales; Aspergillaceae. The coding region runs from base 46 to 1176 and encodes 376 amino acids.